UGAUAUAUUUUUGUGCUAACAAACCAGUUACUUUCUACGCAGAGCAUGCAUACAUACCAUGCCUAUUAAGUAUACAAUAUUGAUUAUUCAGUCUUUCUAUUUAAUUGACGUGACAGUAGUCAUUAAUUGAGCAUUAGACUAUGCAUUAUUCAUACUUGAUUUGAGCGCUUAGAGGGAGCACACAUUGAGCCCUUUCCUUUGUCUGAAAAACCAGUACUCCUCAGCAGAGCUUGGUGGCACCAAAGUCUGUAAGAACAACCCUAACCCUUUCUUCCUCCCCUCUCCUUUCGCUCCUCUGCUCCCCCCCUUUUGUGCAGCUCCCCACGUGUCCAAUACAUUAGCAAUCCAAAUCGGAGAAGGAGGACGGGCCUUAUCGUGGUGUCAGAUUUCAUUCGGAGAGGUGCGGUGUCCUCUGAGCGUCCAGUCAACGUUGAAUUGGAUGCUGGAGGGGACAACGAGCUGAAGUACCUGCUGUAGCAUAGAGGCUGUAUUGAGGACGGACGCUCCAGAGGAUUGAAGAGCCGCUAGUUUAUGCCGGGCAGCAGGCAAUCUAACACGGGGCGCACUCGCUCACCUGACGGGGGAAAGCCAAGGAAUUACAGCCCUGUGUUGGAAGAAUAGGCUGCAAAGUGAUUAUUAUAAAGGAAUAUUCUAUGUUCACUGGUACCAUGGAUUUCGCGUAGAUCUAGCACAGUUUCUUCAUUUCACUCCUUGAGCGGUUUUUCCAUCUAAAUUCUACACGACACUUAGAGGAAUACAGCUGCAUUCAAAAUACGAUUUUUUUGGAACAACGGGUGCGCAUCGACACAGCAGCGGGGCUGGAUCAGAUGAAUGUGUGAAAAACAUUGGCCACAAUGACGAUAUCCAGAGGCUCAGAGGCGAACGCUCACGGUCCGUUUGAGAGACGCGGGACGUCGUGGAGAUGGACGGCGCUGCUGCUGCUGCACGUGGGCCUGGAGGUGAUAGGCGUGCUCUCUUCCGUGGCCCUUGGAGCACAGGAGGGAACGCUGGGACUGAAGCUGGACGAGGAGCAGCCAGCGGGGACUAUCGUGGGAGACAUCAGCGCAGGCCUGCCGCCGGGCAUCACGGCGUCGCUCUACUUCAUCUCCGAUCACGACGAUAAGGGUGUGGGGAAUGACCUCCUCAUCGACGAAACCACAGGCAUCAUUAAGACGGCGCGGCGUCUAGACCGGGAGGAGCGGGACCACUACAGCUUCACGGCAGUCACCAUGACAGGCGUCACGGUGCAGGUGUCCAUCACGGUGAAUGACAUCAAUGACCACUCGCCCUCGUUUCCCAAGAGCAAGGCCUUGCUGAAGAUCCCCGAACACACGGCAGUGGGGACACGCUUCUCUCUGGACCCGGCGACCGAUGCCGACGAAGACCAGUUCACCACCCAGGGUUACGUGAUCAAAGAUGGCAAUGUGGGGCAGGUGUUUCGACUUGAAACUAAGAGAUCUGCCAACACAAUCCUUUACCUGGACCUGGUGGUCAAUGGUGUUCUGGACAGGGAAAAAAGAUCAUCGUAUUCUCUUGUCCUCGAGGCCUUUGAUGGGGGCAAUCCAAAGAGGACAGGCCAGAUGACCUUAGAUGUGACGGUGCAGGAUGUCAACGACCACGCACCAGUGUUCAACCAGAGCCGUUACCACGCCAUCAUCUCUGAGAGCCUCCCACAAGGCAGUAACAUACUACAGGUCUUUGCCUCAGAUGCCGACGAGGGGGACAAUGGCCUUGUGCUCUACGAAAUCAACCGGCGACAGAGCGACCCAGACCGCUACUUUGUAGUUGACCCUCGGUCCGGGAUUAUCACCCUCAACAAACCGCUAGACUAUGAAGUGCGCAAGGUGCACGAGCUGGUGGUUCAGGCUCGGGACAAUGCCAGUCACCCCGAGAUCACCAACGCCUUUGUCACCAUCCACGUCCGAGACUACAACGACAACCAGCCCACCAUGACCAUCAUCUUCCUCAGCGAGGAUGGCUCCCCCCGCAUCUCCGAAGGUGCCCAGCCUGGCCAAUAUGUCGCCCGAAUCUCAGUCUCCGACCCCGACUAUGGAGAGUACUCCAACGUCAAUGUCUCCCUGGAGGGUGGAGAUGGCAAGUUUGCCCUCAAAACGAAGGACAGUAUUAUUUACCUAAUCUAUGUGGACCAGGCACUGGACCGUGAGACUCGUGACACUUACGAGCUCCGAGUUCUGGCCACUGAUUCGGGAACCCCUCCGCUGAGGGCCGAGUCCUCCUUUACUAUCCAAGUCAUGGACAUCAACGACAACCCUCCUCUCUUCGACCAGCAGGCCUACAAGCAGACCAUCCCGGAGGUGGUGUACCCCGGCAGCUUUGUCCUGCAGGUCACCGCCCGUGAUAAAGACACUGGCCCCAACGGCGAGGUCCGCUACAGCCUCCUACCAGACGCGGGCGCCCACUCCGACUGGUUCUCCAUCGACCCUGUGACGGGCAUCAUCACCACGGUGCUCCAGCUGGAUUACGAGAGCAACCCCAAACCGAGGGUGACAGUGGUGGCCACAGAUGCCGGCAGGCCGCCCCUCUCCUCAACGGCCGUGGUCGAGAUCAGCUUGCAGGAUAUAAACGACAACACACCGGUGUUCAGCAACAGCCACUACAACGUGUCCAUCAAGGAGAACACGGCACCGGGGACCUGCUUCCUCGAGGUCACGGCCACCGACGGAGAUCGAGGGUCAUUCGGUGCCAUCGCGUACUCGAUCGGGUCGGGAGUGGGCAGCACCGUGCCGAGCCAGUUCACCAUCCAUAAGGAGACGGGUCAGAUCUGCACCGGCGAGAGCGUGGACCGGGACGAGGGAGCAGACAGCUAUGACUUCACCGUCACCGCAGUGGACGGGGGUGGUCUGAGUUCAGUUGCCCACGUGAGGGUGGCACUGGAGGACAUCAACGACAACAGGCCCACCUUCUACCCCCUGCAGUACGCGGUCAGCCUGAGCACCCAGAGUGCCCCAGGCACCUCAGUCAUCAAGGUAACGGCCAGUGACCCUGAUGCUGGAGAGAACGGGAGGGUGACCUAUCGCACUGUACCAGGCGGAGGCUCGGGAUUCUUCACUCUCAACAAAGACACAGGUGUGAUUUCUUUGUCACGCUCUCUCCACGGCAAAGCCAACACCGUCAUCUCCAUGGUGAUCUCCGGGAAGGACGGUGGUGGGCUCACGGCGCCAGUCAAUGCCAGGGUCAACAUCAGCGUGGUGGAGGGCUCGGUGGCGCCCCCUGUGUUUGAGCAGGCUCAGUACUUCUUCACGGUGUCGGAGGACGUGCUCCGCGGGACCGAGGUCGGCGUGGUGCACGCCAGCAGUAGGACCGGUGUUUCUAAAGAUAUUUUCUACACAAUCUCUGCCGGCGACCCUGACGGCUACUUUACGGUGGACUCUGAGACAGGCGCCCUGAGGACCAGCCUCCCCCUAGACCACGAGGCCUGCUCCUCCCUCAACCUGGAGGUGCAGGCGCACACUGGCUCCCCGCCUGCCUUCGGCCACGCGCGGGUGCGCAUUACCAUCGCCGACGUCAAUGACAACCCGCCCGCCUUCCUCCCCUCCUCCUCCGAAUCUCUACUCCUUCCCGAGGCCACCAAGAUGGGCACGGUGGUGUACCGUGUCCAGGCCGAGGACCGCGACUCGGGCCCCAACGGCCAGCUGAGCUUCGACCUGGUGUCCGCCGGCGGCCAGCGCACGUUUGGCGUGGAGAGGAGCAGCGGCGACGUGCGCCUCAUCGGCGCCCUGUCGUACGAGAGCGCCCCGCGCUACGACCUGCAGGUGGUGGCCAAGGACAGCGGCGCCCCGCAACUGAGCGCCACCUUCACCCUGGUGGUGCACGUGCAGGCGGAGAAUGACCAGGGCCCCGUGUUCGACACACUCAACUACCGCGUGGAGCUGAAGGAGGGCACGGCGCUCAACACCCGCGUCCUCCAGGUGCGUGCCCGACACAGGGACGGUGGCAGCAAUGGAGCAGCGGCCUCAGGAGGCUCGGCAACAUCAGCCCCGCUGUCCUAUCACCUGCAACCAGAUGGCGACUCGGCCGGCUUUGGCAUCCUGCCCGACAGCGGCUGGCUGUUUGUGAAGAGUGCUCUGGACCGUGAGGCGAAGGACAUCUACCUGCUCACCGUGCUGGCCACCUCCGGCAGUGGGCACCUGAAGAAAACGGGCAGCGCCACUGUGAGGGUGUCGGUCACCGAUGAGAACGACAACUCCCCCAGGCUCUCCCAAGAACGCGUCUUCCUAGCCGUGCGAGAGAACCUUCCGGAAGGGACGGGCUUUGGGAGAGUCGCCGCCACGGACCGCGAUGCUGGCCUCAACAGCCGUCUGACCUACCGCCUCCUCCACAGCGACAGGCAUUUCCAGAUCAACUCCCAGACAGGAGAGAUCAGUACUCGUACAGAGCUGGAUCGAGAGCAUCAGUCCAGCUACCAGGUAGUGGUGGUAGUGCAAGAUGGUGGCACCCCACCACGCAGCGCUACCGGCACAGCCCACAUCACAGUUUUGGAUGACAACGAUAACGCCCCAGCGUUUUCCCACACACAGCCUGGCAAAGAGACAUUAAUUCAGGUUACGGAAGGUGUCCCACCUGGUACUCUACUCGGAACCAUUCAAGCCAAGGAUCUUGAUGAGGGGGAGAAUGGCACCAUAUUCUACUCCCUUUCAGGUGUGAGAGCUGAGCGUUUUUCUCUGAACCCGAACACGGGGGAGCUGCGCUCAGCCUCCCCUCUCAGGUCCUCGGAGAAAGCAGAGUACACGCUCACUGUGUCUGCCUCUGACCGUGGAUCACCUCCUAUGAGCUCCAGCAACACGCUACGCAUACAGGUUCAGAGUUCUGUCAGGGCUUCUCCCAAACCCAACACUCUGUCUAUGACAAUAAACUCUGUCGAGGGGGCCAAACCUGGCACUGUCAUUGGCUCGGUGAGAUCACAUGACCAGCGGGACAUUUCGCUUGACGGACAGGUAACUUACGUGGUGGUGGGCGGCAGCGAUGAGGACGGCACGUUCAUGUUGGACCGUCUCACGGGGGAACUCUAUCUGGCUCGCGAACUGGAUUACGAGAAGGGAGCGCAAUACACCCUUCAGAUUGAAGUUGACGACUUCUCCAUGGCCUACCCUAGCACCCACAUGGUGCAGCUGAACAUUAAUGUUCAGGACAGCAAUAACCAUGCACCCCACUUCCCCGAGGACCCCGUCACCAUCGUCAUCCCCGAGAACACCCCGUCCGGCUCUUCCAUUUACACCUUCCAGGCCACCGACCGCGAUGGCAGCGGCCCCAACAGCGAAGUGCGCUACUCCAUCGAAAAGUGCUGGCCCGACAACCCCGACCUCCUGAGCCUCGAUCCCAUCACUGGGGUGCUCACCCUGGGCCAGGAGCUGGACCACGAGGCCACCUCCUCUCUCUUCCUGGUGGUACGGGCCACGGACUCCUGCCUGGACCCCAGCCAGAGGCUGUGGGGAGCGGUGACGGCACGCAUCUACGUGACGGACGAAAACGACAACGCGCCUGUCUUCAGCUCGCCCACCGCUGUGAGUGUCAUGGAGGACCAGCCGGUGGGUUUCGUGGUGCUGUACGUUAUGGCCCGUGACGCAGACCAGGGGGAGAACGGACGCGUGUCCUACCGGAUCCAGACCGGCAACACCGCUGGCAGAUUUAGCCUCAACCCCAACACUGGUUCACUCUCCAUUCUCAAGGCCCUGGAUCGGGAGGAGCAGGACACCUUUAACCUGACCAUCGUCGCAGAAGAUCACGGAACUCCCCAGCACUCCACCACACAGGUGCUCUCGGUCCAGGUGAUCGACGUGAACGACGAGGCUCCGCGGUUCGAGAAGAGCCGGUUUGAGGCACUGAUCCAGGAGAACGAGGAGCCAGGAAGCACCGUCCUCACCGUGUCCGCCACCGACCGCGACCAAGGGCCAAAUGGACAUGUAACUUAUGGGGGACUGUCUGAAGAAGGGUUCGCCAUAGACCCAGUGACAGGAGUCAUCACAGUCACCAAAGCCCUGGACAGAGAACUGCAGGACCACUACACUCUGACAGUCUACGCCAAGGACGGUGGCAUGCCGCCAAACUUUGCCACGGCCACGGUGCACAUCUCGGUGCUGGAUGAGAAUGACAACGCCCCAGUGUUUGGACGGCCCCAGUACAGCCUGGAGGUGCCAGAGAACCAGGCACCCGUGGAGCUGUGCGUCCUCCGGGCCACGGACCAGGACUCAGGGGAGGCAGGAGCGCUGGAGUACAGGAUCAUAGCUGGCGAUCCUGACAGAGACUUCCAGCUGGACAGCACCUCCGGAGCAUUGUCCUCUUCUCGGGGCCUGGACCGCGAGACCCGGGCCAGCUACACUCUGGAGGUGGCGGCCCAGGACCGUGGCACGCCUCCUCUCAGCAGCGUGGCCCAAGUGCAGAUCUUCGUCCUGGACGUCAACGACAACAGCCCAGUGUUCCAGAGGGCCAGCUACACGGUGGACAUCCCUGAGGACACAGCUACGGGGACCCUGGUGCUGGAGGUCUCUGCCUCAGACGCGGACGACGACAGCAACGGGAAAAUCAUGUACUUCCUGAGCCACGAGGCUGGCGGGGCGUUCGCUAUUGACCCGGACUCGGGCCACAUCACCACGGCGAUGCCUCUGGACCGCGAGCGUCGUAACUCAUACAGCUUCCAGGUGGUCGCUGUCGACUGCUCACCAGCCGCGCCGCGCAACGCCACAGCCCAGGUGACCGUCACCAUUCAGGACAUCAACGAUAAUGCGCCAUUCUUCAUCCAGGAUCCGCUCAUCAUCAACGUGUCCAGCGGGAGCGUGGCCACACAUCAGGUGGUGGCCUCUAUGCGUGCGGAGGACAAGGACUUCGGGGCCAACGGCUCUGUGUUCUACCGCUUUGCCAGUCCGGUGAGGGGCUUCACCAUCAACUCGCUGACAGGGGAGAUCCGGGCCUCGGAGGCCCUCCACACCCUCACGCAGACCCAGCGCACCCUCAUCGUGGAGGCUAUGGACCAGGGCAGCCCGUCCCAGUCCUCCCUGGGCGUGGUGAUCAUAUACGUGAGGGAGCAGGACUACAGUGGCGUCCGCUUCUCCCGCGCGGCUAGAGACGUGAGCCUGCAGGAGAAUGCCGCCAAAGGCACAGCAGUGGCUCAGGCCCAGGCUCACUUCCCAGACGGCUCCCGCAAAGGCAUCAGCUACAGCAUCUUCAGUGGAAACAGACAGCAGUCUUUCAGCAUCAGUGCAAACACUGGUGAGAUCUGGGUUCAGAGUUCCAAUGGUUUGGACUUUGAGGACACCCCUAGACUCCGCCUAGUGGUGAAGGCUGAGACUACGUCCUCCAUCUCCUUCAUGGCGAUGAACCUCAUUCUGCAGGACAUCAAUGACAACUUCCCGCGCUUCCAGCUGCAGAACUACGUCGCCUACAUGCGUGAGGCGCAGGGCUACGACGCCCCCAUUAUUCAGGUCUUGGCUGAGGAUGUGGACCAGGGGCAGAAUGGUCAGGUGACCUAUUCUAUCCAGUCUUCUAGCAUGAGCGGCCUUUUCAAGAUCGACCCUGUGACAGGCAGCAUAACCACGGCGGCCAUCAUGGAUCGUGAGAUCUGGACCCAGACCAAGCUUGUUGUUACAGCGACCGACCGGGGCAGCCCGAGGUUGGUCGGCACUGCCGUCCUCACUGUGAUCAUCGUUGACCUCAAUGACAACAGCCCCACGAUCCCUCUACCUUUGGAAGUGCGCGUGCCAGAGAACUCCUUAAUCGGCACGGAGAUCACCCUGGUGACAGGAAACGACGUCGACUCUGGCCCCGCCCUGUCAUACACCCUCCAGCUGGAUGCCCCCUCGCAGGGGAAGUUCGGAAUCCACCGCUACAAUGGCCGAGUGUCCCUGACCGCUCCCCUCGACUUCGAGGAGAGGACCUGGUACACACUGACCAUCCAAGCCUCGGACUCCAAACACAAGAGCGAAGCCAACCUCACCAUCCUGGUGGAGGAUGUGAACGAUAACGUACCCACGUUCAGUCAGGAUCUUUACCAGGUAACCUUGCCAGAGCAUUCUCCACCUGGAAGUCCUAUCGUCACGGUAACGGCCACUGACCGAGACUCUGGUGAAAAUGGAAAGGUCACUUACAGAGUGAUGUCAUCUUCAAGAGAUGGCUUUUAUGUCGACCCUAACAAUGGCACACUGUUCAUCAACCAGAAAGCAGAGUUUGACCCCGAGCGACCCUCUGUGAAUGUUGUCAUUGAGGCUUGUGACGGAGGGACCCCAGCCCUGUCUUCCAUCACCACGGUACAGGUUCAGCUAACAGACGUCAAUGACAACGCCCCCAUGUUCCACCAGUCUGAAUAUCGCGCAACCGUGCCUGAAGACCAGCUACCCGGAGCCACCAUCUUAACUCUCGAGGCGGUGGAUGGAGACAUGUCACAGGAAAAUUCUGGCUUCGACUUUGACAUUGCCAGUGGCAACUCUGGGAACACCUUUCAGAUUGAGAGCAGCGUGCGUUUCAUAGAAGGGCACGGCUUCCAGACAGUGGGCACACUGAUACUCGCAGAGCCACUUGACUUUGAGACCACUCCACGUUACAACCUCACCAUCGUGGUGUCGGACCGUGGCGUGCCCCAGCGCAGUUCCAGCGUUCCCGCUGUGAUCACCGUCAACGAUGUCAACGACAACCCGCCCUUGUUCAGCCGUGCUGAGUAUGCGGUGGUGCUGAACGAGGGGGCCGGGUCUGGAACAGAGGUUCUGCGCUUGACCGCCACCGACCCAGACUCUGCCCCGAAUGCCGAGAUCCAGUACAGCAUCAGUUCGGGUGAUGAUAUGGAGCUGUUCUUUAUCGACCAGUGGACCGGAGCGCUAAGACUGCAGCAGCCUUUGGACCGAGAGAGCCGGUCCUCACAUGUGAUAAUCGUCCAGGCGUCAGAUGGCCAUGGUCAUUUUGCUUUGGCACCAGUCACCCUGGAAGUCAAGGACGUCAAUGACAACAGGCCGUAUUUCCCCAUCGAGACCAUAACCGCAAACAUCCGGGAAAAUCAACCACCUAAUUCACACGUCACUGUGCUGCAUGCUAUCGACUACGACACUGGCAUCUACGGGCAACUGAAAUACUUCAUGGUGGAUCGGUCUGGCUUGGGAAGGGACUCCUUUCAAGUCGACCAGAGCACUGGUGAAGUGAGGACUCGUACGACCUUCGACUUUGAGAAGGUCAACUCUUUCAAUUUUGUAGCAGUGGCAGUAGAUGCUGGGAAUAACUCAGCCACAGUCACCGUACAGGUAUACGUCACAGGCGUUGACGAGUAUGAUCCGACGUUCACGACCACUGACUUCUCCUUUGUCGUGCCUGAGGGAGCCAAGAAGGGCCAGAGUAUCGGGCAAGUACAGGCCAUGGAUGAAGAUGGCGGGGUGGAUGGCAUAGUGCUCUACUCCUUUCCUAAUCCCUCCCCUUACUUUGAUGUGAAUAAGACCACAGGGGUGGUCUUCCUCAAAAUGGACAGCUCGAGUAGUCACAGCAGCUCUGGACGUUCAAAGAGGGACACCCGUUUGAUGACCGUAGAUAUAACAGCGCACAGCCCCCUUGACACUUCUCGAGUCACCAUAGCUCAGAUUAGCAUCGAUGUCACAAACAGCAAUUUUGGCCUGGCACCAGACCUCAACAUCCUUUUAAUCUGCAUCAUUGCCGCCUCUCUAGGGGUCGUGGUCAUUCUAGUCAUCAUCGCCAUCGCUCUCUACGUUGUCAAGUCCAAGCGCAGGAAGAAAGCCCAGGACACAAGCAACAGGGCUGUGGCCUCAGGCGUGGCAUUGCAGAAGCUGGACGAAUCCAAAUCUGGGGAGAGGAUCUACCACCAAACCCUGCCCGGUUAUGGAGGUGAUCAGGGUGGGACAGGGGGAGCGCAAUACCCCCGCGGGGGCUCCCUGGACCCCUCCCACUCCAGUGGAAGAGGCUCAGCAGAGGCUGCCGAGGAUGAUGAAAUCCGGAUGAUCAAUGAAUACCCACGCGUGGCCAGCAUCACGUCUUCCAUGCAGGAGCACAUUUCCGCCCGAGGGCCCGACUCGGGCAUCCAGCAGGAUGCAGACCAGCUCUCCGACAUCUCCUGCGAGCCAGGAGCCCUGGAUGCCAGCCAGUGGUUUAAAGGGAAGAAACUGGGCAGUCUCAGUGGGACCCUGCUCUCUGGUCAGCUGCCCGUCUACAGGGAUGAGGGAGGAGGAUACCUGGGCGUGGGCAGGGGGUUAAAUAUCUCCCAUCCGAAGGACUACGCCUUCCCCGAGGAUGGGAAGCCCGCGGUGGACGGCUCUCUUACAGCCAUCGUGGCCAGUGAUGAGGAGUUACGGGGCAGCUACAACUGGGACUACCUCCUCAACUGGUGCCCACAGUUCCAGCCGCUAGCCAACGUCUUCACAGAGAUCGCCCGGCUCAAAGAUGAGACCAUACCGCCCAACAACCCGCGCCGGCCCUUCCAGCCCAAGGCCAAGACCGACCCGAAGCCCCGGAUAGAUCCGCCACCUCUCAUUACAUCCGUGGCUCACCCUGGUGCUAAGUCAGUGCCGCCCAAGCCGGCCAUCGGCCGGACAUUCCCGCACCUGACGUCGCUGAGGCGCUCUCCUAUCAGCCACGAGGGCUCCAUCUCCUCAGCCGCCAUGUCACCCAGUUUCUCCCCGUCACUAUCACCACUGGCCGCUCGUUCGCCAGCCGUGUCCCCGUUCGGGGUGACACAGGGCCCCUCGACCUCCAUGAUCAGCACCACGGAUCGCAGUGAGGACUCAGAGAUGAGGAUCUAAGACCUUACUCUGCUGCUACCGCUGCCACUGCUGCUGCCAAAGACUUUCCCUGAAAAGAACGGCACAUAGAGCAAACCCUAAUGUGUAAUUAGGGGCACUCACGGAAGACAUAAGGUGUCUGAAGUGAAUGAUAAAAAAGUGAGUUUGGAAGCAAAGAGAAUAGGGGGCUGUCUCCCCGCCUUGUCCACCCACAUUGUGACGUAGGUCUCUGAUAACUCUGAAGGGUUAUAAAGAUUUGAUACUGUUGCUGCUGUUCAAUGACGAUACCCUUUAUCAGACCAGCCUUAGUUUUGAUGUUGGAAGAUAUAUGUGCCCUUUAGCAUUGCCUCACUGGCUGGCCAGGGAGAUAAGUGUGUAGUGCUCUUUUGUCUGACUGUUAUUGGAUUUGGGCCUGAAAUCUAAGGUUACUGAGUCGGCCAAACCCUUUCUUCAAGGACACUUUGUACACUUGUACUGUUUAUGCACAUUUUGAAAGAAGAAUGGACUUUUCGUGUUUUGAUGUUCAUGAACAUAUCUAAUUGCUUUUGGUCUAUCUCAUUUAUUUUUUUAUGCAGCGUUCAUUUCCGGUGCCAUUACUUCCAAUGAAGAGGUUUUUUCAUUACAUUCUAUUUACGUAUAUGUAUAUUUGUAUGUAUGCUAGCAGCCAUAGUAUGUAUGAUGUAUUAAUGUAUAGUUUUUAGGAUUGCCGUAUGAUGUGUGUUUGUGAACCUUUGACAUCUGUGAUGUGAAUGAGUGAAAACUGUGCUUUGAUAAUUAUUUAUACUGAAAAUUGGGACUGUUGGGAAAGUUAGGAAACCAGAGUGCUGUAUUAUAUCCGAAAAUGUUUUUAUUGGUUAAAAAAAAUAUACAUCUUAGCAAGCCUUUUUGUAGAAAAGGUUAGACAUGUAGCCGUCUAGAGAAAUUCACAGAAUUGUGUGUGACAUUUACACGUUGCCAAUGAAACACACCUGGUCUCCAUGUUUCAUUACUGAUGGUUGGUUACAUUUUUUUUUUCAGACCAGAGAGAAUUGAUUAGUAUUGCCCUUGUGUUUUUUCUUUUCUUUUCGUAGCAGGGGCCAACCUCUCCCUCUAAUCACUCGUGUCUUUUAGUGUAACGCUCUCUGAACAAAAGGCCAGUGACACAUUCUAAUGCGAUGCCAAGGCAUUGUUAAAUGGUAUGGCAUGCAUUUGGUUGUGUCCUGUUCGAUUUGAGGCAGACAGUCACUGAUGUCUCAGUGGGUUUUAAUGAUUGUCCAAGUGCAAUCAGACAUGCAUGUUUGUAAGGACAUUUUGCAAGUAACUCAAGUGUUGAAAAGUAGCAGUCUGAUGUUGUUUUUGCUGUGUUUGUGCUUGUGCUCUGUUCUGGGCCAAUGCAAUGACAACAGCAAUCAAAUGUCCUCGAGUCGUCAGAGGAUAGUUUGGCUGCCUCUGGUGCGUGAAUAACAUCACCACUGCCUCAAGGAAAACUGGCUCCCAUUGGGUAGGAACUAAAGAUGCAGCGACAAACAUUUGGAUUUGGACAUUAGCAAAAAUACAUAUUUUUGUCCUGAAGAAUUGGACUGCAUUGGACUCCAUUUUGAGGCUUGAUCAAGACCGCCUUCCUCCUGAUACUUGGCAGCAGAAUGAUGGUAGAAAUAAUCUGUACAUAUAUUUAAAGGAAGUAAUAAAUUUCUACUGAUUUCUUUUGUCAAA
Molecule: messenger RNA, 12413 nt
Organism: Clupea harengus (Atlantic herring)
Lineage: Eukaryota; Metazoa; Chordata; Actinopteri; Clupeiformes; Clupeidae
Gene: dchs1b
Product: dachsous cadherin-related 1b
Biological process (GO): homophilic cell-cell adhesion
Cellular component (GO): plasma membrane
Molecular function (GO): calcium ion binding
Source: RefSeq, a predicted model, not a curated record